UAACUUCCCAACGUUGUUGUUUUAUCACAGUCCUCCAUAAACUCUCUACUGCGCAGCUUUCAAGCGAACACCCCACUGUUUCUGAAACACUCCUAAAUAUUGAUGCUGUAAUUUUGUAUUCCCAAACAUGAGACUUGUGAUUCUAGAUGAUUAUGACCUGGCCAGCGAGUGGGCUGCCAAAUAUAUCAGGAACAAAAUAGUCGGGUUCAAACCGACUGCAGACAGAUACUUUACUUUGGGCCUUCCCACUGGGAGUACUCCACUUGGAUGCUACAAGAAACUGAUUGAAUACCACAAAAGUGGAGAUCUUUCUUUUAAGUAUGUGAAAACAUUUAACAUGGACGAAUAUGUUGGUCUUCCAAGGGACCACCCAGAGAGUUACCACUCCUACAUGUGGAACAACUUCUUCAAGUUCAUCGACAUCGAGCCCCAGAACGCCCACAUCCUGGACGGGAACGCCCCCGACAACCAAGAAGAGUGCAACGCCUUUGAGAUGAAGAUUAAGGAGGCUGGUGGCAUCGACCUGUUUGUAGGGGGUAUUGGUCCUGAUGGACACAUCGCCUUCAAUGAGCCGGGGUCCAGCCUGGUGUCCAGAACAAGAGUGAAGACCCUGGCGAAGGACACUAUUGUGGCUAACGCCAGGUUCUUUGGGAAUGACCUAUCCAAGGUCCCCACAAUGACCCUCACAGUCGGCGUUGGGACCGUGAUGGACGCCAGAGAGGUGAUGAUCCUAAUCACAGGAGCACACAAAGCCUUCGCCUUGUACAAGGCCAUCGAGGAGGGGGUCAACCACAUGUGGACUGUGUCCGCCUUUCAGCAGCACCCACACACCAUCUUUGUGUGCGACGAGGACGCCACUCUGGAACUCAGGGUCAAGACGGUGAAGUACUUCAAAGGCCUGAUGCAUGUCCAUAACCAGCUGGUGGAUCCCGUACACAGCAUCAAGGACUACAAAGACUGAAGCGGGAGACGUUACCAUGUCUCCUUGGGAGCAAUAUUCCAGGACUGUUACCGAACUCGCACAAUCGGGUGGCAAAAUGGUCAUGUGACUAAACUGACUGCAACAUCUACCUAAUACAUCUGCGCUUUGAUGCAAAGAUACUGAUCCUUGCUGAGGCCGUGGUUGGUCUUUGUGUCAUACUGCAUUUAAUCUCUUAUAAAUACUGUAAGUCUUGGUGCGGUCAUUGGGUCUUGCACGUUGUGUCAAUGCUGUUACAUUCAGUGACACACCAGUUUCUGGUCUGAAAGAGCCGGUGGGACAGCAGCUCUGGGAAAGCAGCCUAACCCUAGUUCCCCUCAGCAUCCUUAUCUGGGUCAAAGAGGUCCACAUCUUAUUGAGUGGCACCGCUGCACUACGGGCACUCUUCAUGUACAGUUCGUCUCACACCUCUGUGCCCUCAUUUGUACAGGUCCUGUAGGGCCCAACACUUACACAUUCUUUUACUUCUAUCCUUUCUCUUGAAGAGUUAGCGAACAUUCCUUAUCUCGUACUGUGACUUGAAGUGAAUUAUUCACCUGGCUCUUGCCAAGGGGCCACUGAUGUUUGUCGUUUAGUCCUUCACCAUGAUGUAGAGCCACUGAUCUGGAGGCAGGGUUUGAGCCAAAUUGGCUUGAUUCCAUUGAGCUAAACUGGCUUGAGUACAUUGUUAUGAAAAGGGAUAUGUUUUCUAAGGUGAUGCUGGCUGGCCUGUCGUGUUGCUUGUGUUGUUGCCCGGUUCUGUAAAACUCUGUUUUGUUUCGGGCCAAAUUUAACAAGUCGCAGACAGAAUGCGGUCUGUCUGUACACUCCUUUUUACACUCUUCUGUUUUUGUACCUUUUCUUUCUCGUCACCUUAAGUAUUAGAUCUUUAAAUAAUGUUUCAUUUCAAUUAGGCCAUCCAAUCUGAAUGUACCGUGUGUUUGGCGGUUAUUAGUUAUUUUUCUGUGCUUUUUGGCCCUUGUCUACUGGUGCGGUGUUUCUCAUAUCAAUGUCUGUUUAUUCUCUGCUUACUGAUUAAAAUCAUAGAACGUUAAUUGGC
Molecule: messenger RNA, 2018 nt
Organism: Clupea harengus (Atlantic herring)
Lineage: Eukaryota; Metazoa; Chordata; Actinopteri; Clupeiformes; Clupeidae
Gene: gnpda2
Product: glucosamine-6-phosphate deaminase 2
Biological process (GO): carbohydrate metabolic process; D-glucosamine catabolic process; N-acetylglucosamine catabolic process
Cellular component (GO): cytoplasm
Molecular function (GO): identical protein binding; glucosamine-6-phosphate deaminase activity
Source: RefSeq, a predicted model, not a curated record